This is a messenger RNA of Plasmodium malariae, 2421 nucleotides long. Its product is annotated as conserved Plasmodium protein, unknown function. The transcript has a single exon. The coding region runs from base 1 to 2421 and encodes 806 amino acids. The record is from RefSeq and is a predicted model, not a curated record. NCBI's taxonomy places the organism in Eukaryota, Apicomplexa, Aconoidasida, Haemosporida, Plasmodiidae.
AUGAAAAUCAGUCAAAUAAGAAGAAAGGCAGACUUGUCACUAAUAGUUAGGAAAAGAUUACCUUCUUUUUUAAAAAAAGAAAAAAUAAACUUAAGAAAAAGUAAUACGAAUAAUAACAACAAUGACAUUAACGAUAUUAACUUUAAUAAGAAAAAAGUUAAGUACAAUCAAAUUCCGCAAUUUGUUCAGGCCAUAAUAAAAUUUACGAAAAAAAAUAAAGGUUGGUGUGAUGAAGAUGAUGUAAUAAAUAAAAAUAAAAUAAUAUAUUUUAAUAAUUUGUUAAGCGAAAUUCCAAAACACAAAGCUUCGCUUACAUCAGCCCUGAUACAUGAAAUAUAUCGUUGCUUAUAUAAGUUGAACUAUAUAAAGAUAGACGUUAUUUUUACCUUAUUUAGCAUAUUAACAAAUAAUACUUUAGAUUUUUCAAAUUUAAGUGGAUAUGUAAAUUGUGAUUUUAAGGAGUUAAUAAAUAUAACCAAAUACUUGUAUCACUUUCAGAAUAUAUGUAAUACUAAUAUUCAGAGCAUUCUUUACAACAAUGAAAAUUUUAAGCUAAUAAAAACUGUUGAAAGAUAUUUGAGGGAGCAUGCUAAGAAUGAAAAUUCGUUUAAUAGGAACACAUGUUGUAGCAGUGUAAUUUAUAAUCAUAUUUAUAAUUACAUCUUAAAAUUCGAUAACCCAGAUAAUAUAGAUAUUCUACUGUAUUCUUUAAUAAAAGGAAAAUAUGCGAAUACAGCUAAACAAAAUGUAAAACAUGAAAAGGAUUUAGCGUUGCCAUCUGAUAACUUUUUAAAAAAGUUGGGUACAGCAUCACCUGAAGGUGAUAAUUUUAUAUAUGAAAAAAACAAUCUUUUAAAAAAACACGAAAAUGAUAGUGUCUGUAUUUCAUCCUUAAAUGAGGGGAACAGUCACGAUAAACUUAAUAAGAAUCGGGAGGAAAAUGAAUGGAUUUAUUACCCCCAUAUGAAUCACCCCAACAUGGAUUCCUCUCGAACAAAUUGUGCCAAUACGAAUUCUUCCCACAAGGAUGAUAAUAAGGAGCUACUAAUUGAAUAUAUAAGCAAUUUUUACAAAAUAAAUGAUAUGUUUAACUAUUUGUUGAACAAGGUCGUAAUUUACUUUAACGAAAAUGCGCAUAUAUUUGACUUUUAUAAUUUAAAAUUGUUAUUUUUCUUUUUAGGAAAAUUUCAGAAAUAUGACUUAAACUUAUUAGAAAAAAUUUCAAGUAGAAUAAUGGAUGAAAUUGAAAAAAUGAAAGUUAAUCCUAAGCUCUUGAAUAAUGAUCAUCUUACAGAGGAAAAUAAAAAGUAUAAUUAUGCAAAUAAUAGAAUUAAAAAAUUAAGGAAAAAGUAUUUAAAUACAUAUAUGAAAAUAGACUCAAAAGAAUUCCUUAUCAUACCAUACACAAUUGGAAUUUCCAUGAAUAUAUAUUUUAAUAAUUAUUUAAUUGAAUAUGUAAAUAUAUAUAUAUUAAGUUUAAUCAAUUCGAGGGUUAAUUGUGAUAUGGAGAAUUUCAUUUAUUCUCUAAUAGGGUAUAAAUAUAUUAUGCUGCGCUUUUUUAUUCUGUAUAAUAUUUGCUUGUUUAAGGAAAAAAGCAUAAAAAAUGAGAAAAUAUUACACAAGUAUAAUUUAUUCAUAAGGAAGUUAAUUAAAAAUGCAGAAGGUACUGCAAACACAUAUACUACACAUAGGUUAAAUGUAAUAGGGGAGCAAAUCCAAAACAGCCACAUAAACAACAUUAACAGUAUUAACAAUAUUAGUAACAUUAACAGUAUUAACAGUAUUAACAAUAUUAACAAUAUUAACAGUACUAACAAUAUUGAUAAUUAUCAUUACUACUUUCCUAAUACUUCUAAUAAUAAAGAAGUUCGUGAUUUUAUUCCAACAAAUGUAGGGGAUGAUAUAUCUAAUCGGGGAACAUGCCUUGAUAAAUAUGAUUAUGCAAAAAAUAAAGAAAACAUGUUACACGAAAAAAGUAAUCACAUACAUGAUAACAAAAUAGAAUAUAAUUAUUUAAACAAAAUAGACGACAAAAAAAAUCAAGGAGAAUAUGCAAUAGUAAGUCCCGAUUAUGUUUUCAAUCUUUUACUUAAUGAGUUUCAAAUGAACAUAGAAAAUAUACAUUUGGUAAAUUUUGAUGAGAAUUUUAUAUAUGAAAAAUAUAGUAGCGUACAACUUCAAAACUUUUAUUUUUACUAUAAAAAAUUAUUUGAUAAGGUGUAUAAUUAUGCUAUAUUUUUAUUAAGUAAGUAUGAUAUUAAUGACAAGCUCAGAAUUUAUAAAAAUUUGAGGUCUCUUUCGUUAAGUGAUCAAAUCAUAAAUGACAUAUACAUUGAAGUACUCUAUGAAAAAAUUGUUCUUAAUUCGAAUAGAAAUAUAAUGAAUGCCUCAACUACUUUGAAAUAUAUAAACAAUUCAUAA